Messenger RNA from Ruditapes philippinarum (Manila clam), 702 nucleotides. RefSeq lists its product as uncharacterized. The transcript is spliced from 3 exons. Bases 40 to 570 code for a protein of 176 amino acids. NCBI's taxonomy places the organism in Eukaryota, Metazoa, Mollusca, Bivalvia, Venerida, Veneridae. The record is from RefSeq and is a predicted model, not a curated record.
CACUUACGUUAUUCUUAACCAGAAAGAAAUGUUAUCUAAAUGUUUAAAUAUACCUUGUUCAUCUCCACUUUCACACCUCAAACAUACCUGCCAUGCAUAAUGUAUUGCACGUUCAUUCCGUUGAUGUUCAUUGUUUAUUUAUUUGGAUGUACAGCAGCAUUUCAUUGCUACCAGUGUUCAUACAAUAAACUAUAUGAUGUAGACAAAGAGUGGAAUGAUAUCCGAUGUAUGACCUCGCCUGAACAACUUGGAAAGAGAUAUAUAUACCCGUGCAAUGAUACUCAUGGUUAUUGUACUUUCGAAGAAACAUACAAUUUAGCGAGAAAAGAUGUGACGUCGUUUUAUCGACAAUGUAGUAUCACGAACCGAGGUAACGGGUGUACGGAAGAUGCGACCAAGCUAGCGUGUGUUGGGUCAUGCAGAGGAGAAUUUUGUACGAAACAUGAAGUUGGCCGUCGUUACGAAUCAUAUUUCGGAAGCGCUUCUUCAAUAUAUACAAUAAAUAAUUCUGUAUUCGUAUAUACUAUAGUAAUCAUUUGUUCACGUUUGUAUUAUUUUGAUUUUAUGUAAAUUUCUCUGUGAUUUUCGUUGGCUUAUUUACAUUAUUGUUGUAUAUAUACAAAAAUAAAUGAAAAUAAAAUUUGAAUAAAUUGCUAAUGUUACUUGAAGACGUAUCAAUAAAGAUGCGAUUUGUAAAAUGUG